ACUCGACUUCCAACUUAGUCCGGAAGAGUCCGGUACAGCGAUCGCUUCGAGAGAGAGUGAGUUCGAACCCCGCGCCAGCCAAAGACUGUUCGCCGUUCCCGCGACUCUGAUCCACCAGUCGACUUGAGUUUUGUUCGUCCGUCAGUUAUAGUUGUGAAGUGAAAAAUGGUGCAAUUUUGUUGAUUAAAGAUUUUCUAAUGGUUUCCGAGAUGAUACCUUUCUUCUUUUUCUGUUGGUUUGCUGUCGCGAAAGGUUCAAAUGUCUACGCAAAUCUAAACAGUCUGACAGAUCCCUCCUCCAACCAGCAAGGACAAGCACCCAAUUUCGUGACUCCUGGACAAACCUACAGGAUAGCCACAGGAAGUACAGUUGUCCUACCUUGCAGAAUAUCCCAACCAGGUAGCUACGUGCUGGCAUGGAAGAGAGGCAUCGCAGUAUUAACAGCAGGUCCGGUAAAGGUAUCUCCAGAUCCCAGACUACGACUCUUACCCUCACCAUCACGUCCUCCUUCUCUGCCAGGGACGGUACCAGAGCUAAGCGGCAGUGGGUACAGUCUAGAACUCAGAGACGUGAAGCCUCACGAUGCUGGCGAUUACGUUUGUCAAAUUGGCACCUUGGAACCCAAAGAAAUCACCCACACCUUGGAAAUACUCGUACCACCCAGGAUCCACUUUGUGUCCCAUUCCGGCCCUGUGAAAGUACUGCAAGGCGCCACCGUCAAGAUGGAGUGUAGAGCGUCCGGCAACCCUGUACCCACAGUGUCCUGGACCAGAGAGAACGACGCGCUGCCCAGCGGUGAAAAAUCUGUGCUCGGUCUGUCUAUGGUCAUACAACACGCUGAUAGACACUCAGCCGGUACUUAUCAGUGUACUGCUGAUAACGGGGUUGGUCAACCUGACAGCAAAUACAUCACACUUACCGUCAUGUAUGGCCCAGAAGUUGAUCCAGAGCGUGGUACCAUCCAUACUGGGCUUGGUUUGGAAGCGCAACUUGUCUGUAUAGUACACGCUGAGCCUGCUCCUCAGGUAAUCUGGUACAAAGACACUGCCCAACUUGGCACCACUGAGCAACACGCCACUCAUUCCAGAGGAAACAGAUAUACUCUAGUCAUAAGAAACGUUACUAGGUCAGAUUUCGGGAAUUACAGUUGUUCAGCCAGCAAUAUCCAUGGAAAAGGACGCAGCCAGAUCAUCCUUACCGGCGUUGCCGGUUUGGCCGUAUUCGACUCAAGCUCUAUCGGUUCUGAAAAGGACAUCUACAACGUCACGUGGUCGGUCAACAGCCACGCCUUGAUAACAGAAUACCGGGUCUUCUACAGGGUGAAACCGAGGCAUCACAGACCUGGUGCUGAGCACAGGGAGACCUUCAGAACCUUUUUGAACAGCAGCGUGAAGAUGGACUUUUCUAACCAAUGGAAUAGCGUCAUACUGCCUGCCAAUCCUGGGAUAGAUAACCCACCGUAUCCAGGAGUUACCAGGCAGAAGAUGUGGUACUUGAUGAAGCAGCUGCAGCCUGGUACUACUUAUGAGGUUAGGGUUCAGGCUAAGAACGCGCAUGGUUGGAAUAAGAUGUCGCCGAUCUUUCACUUUACAACGAAAUCUAACGAUCACGAAAACAUGGUAGAGCCUUCAGCCCAGCCCGCGGUCUACGGCAUAGGCACCAAAGGGCUGUUUCCCUUCAACCAGGCAUCUCCCAUUCCUACGUUAUCAACCGUCGUUCUGACAACUUUAGCAUACGUUGCGAUCUUCAUCUGAGAGACUCGCCCACAACAGUACAUGAGUGUUUAGAAGAAGAUUGUUCAAGCGCCCCGAGGUUACCAGAAGAUGUGAUUGGAAGUAGUGGAAUUGGUUGUGAUACAGACUGACAUUAAGUGUAUAGCGUCUCAGAGUUAUUUUCGAAGAUAUUCAUCAUUCGCCGACACUAAGUUACCAAACUGCAUGUUGUUGUGUUCAGUUCUUCUGUUGUUCUGUUUUUUACGCUUCAAUGGUUUUUGAACUUUUGUACAUAAAGACUGAGAUAUUUUUAUAUAAGAGUGCAAUGAGAUGAACUCUAUCAAAUUGUCUAUUGGAUACGAAAUGUUCAGUUGAUGAAAUGUAAAUAAAGCUUAAACACCUC
Molecule: messenger RNA, 2115 nt
Organism: Harmonia axyridis
Lineage: Eukaryota; Metazoa; Arthropoda; Insecta; Coleoptera; Coccinellidae
Product: protein amalgam-like
Exons: 8
Coding region: 198-1754 (518 amino acids)
Biological process (GO): homophilic cell-cell adhesion; synapse organization
Cellular component (GO): plasma membrane; axon; neuronal cell body
Molecular function (GO): acid phosphatase activity; metal ion binding; axon guidance receptor activity
Source: RefSeq, a predicted model, not a curated record